GAUUGUGUAAUUCAUUUUUCAACCUCACCCAUUUGGAAUGCCGGAAUCGGAAUCAGGAACGUAACAUGUUAAUCUAGACAGAGUUCAGUUUCCUUUGUUUUUCUAUUGAUCUAUGGAGGAAGACGAGCCUUUGGGCACAGCCUGUAGUACCUUAGCCGGUGAUCAUUCAGAUGUGGCCAUCCAACGCAAACAUGUGGCAAUGCUAGAACACCUCUCCAAUCUCCAUCAGUCACGGCUGGCGCGCAAGCCUAAUUCAGACUCUUACUCAUCUUCAGGUUCCACACAAUCUUUCCUCUCUCAUUUCUCUGAAUCGAAGCAAUCUAUCGAGUCUGAACUAUCUCGGAUCUGCAAAACCCAAGACCCCCAAAAUGUCAAACCAGAACUGGAAAAGGUCUCAAUCUCAAUUGCUAAUCUGGAAAAGGAAGUUGCGGAGAGCUCCUACUUUCUGCCCUCCUACGAUGUCCGCUCAUGCCUCAAAACCAUAUCCGACCUAAAGCAAACCCUAGAACAGGUUAGCUCUUCAGUCCUACCUAAGAAGAAGUUCUCAUUUCGAAACAAAACCACUAAUAGAUGUGCAGCAGCAUCAAAUGGCUUGAUUCCAGAAGCCCCAUCUGAAAACAACACCAUUGAAAACGUGAUAGGUCCAACAUUAGGGUUUAUGGCUUUAGACUCGCCUGGCUUUCAGGACAAGGAAAAUGAGGUGUUGACAAUGGAUUUUAGAAGAACUGAGGCGGAGAAAAUUGGGGAGUUCAUGCUCUCAGAUCUAAGAGGCUGUGAAGUUCGAUUGCUGGGGUGUGUAAGGGCAUUAUUUGUGCAUAAGCUGGCUAAUUGUAGGGUUUAUGUUGGGCCAGUGACUGCAUCAGUUUUGAUUGAGGAAGUAAAGAAUUGCAUCUUUGUGUUGGCUUCUCAUCAGAUUAGAAUUCAUCAUGCAACCGACUGUGAUUUCUAUCUCCGGGUGAGGAGUAGGCCUAUAAUUGAGGAUUGUACUGGGGUUAGAGUUGCACCAUACUGCUUUAUGUAUGAUGGGAUUGAGAGGGAUCUUGAAAAGGCAAAUCUUGGUGAAGAGUCUGGGAAUUGGGCUAAUGUUGAUGAUUUUCGGUGGUUGAGGGCAGCACACUCUCCAAAUUGGUCAGUUUUGCCUGAAAAAGAUAGAAUUGAAGAAGUCACGGAAAUUUCAAAACCAGAGUAUUAAGGUUUCACAAUUUUUUCUUGUCAUUCAGCCAAGAUUGGUGCGUAUCAAGAAUAUUGUAUUUUAAGAAGUCAUUUCGUAUAUAUCCCUUUAUCCUCAUACAAAUUAGUUGCUCUGUUCUAUGUUGGUCUUCACAUUAAACAUGACUUGUGUGAUUUGUGUAUCAUUACGAGCCUGCUUUCUUUUAUCUUAUGAAGCAUAAAGUUAUGGAAUAAAUAUAUUUUGUUUGCUGAAA
Cuscuta epithymum is the source of this 1424-nucleotide messenger RNA. The record is from the annotation of a GenBank genome assembly. Lineage: Eukaryota; Viridiplantae; Streptophyta; Magnoliopsida; Solanales; Convolvulaceae.